Stegodyphus dumicola is the source of this 2306-nucleotide messenger RNA. RefSeq names its product acetoacetyl-CoA synthetase-like. NCBI's taxonomy places the organism in Eukaryota, Metazoa, Arthropoda, Arachnida, Araneae, Eresidae. The record is from RefSeq and is a predicted model, not a curated record. Gene Ontology annotation, molecular function: acetoacetate-CoA ligase activity. Gene Ontology annotation, biological process: lipid metabolic process.
ACAGAAAUUUCGAAACAAUUACUUACGCAGAAAUGUACGAAGAAGCUAGGUUAUAUGCCGCAGCUCUUCGGAAGUUUGGAUUGAAAAAAGGAGACGUUGUUGCUUGUUACAUGUCAAAUAGGAUAGAAGCGGUUAUCGCCAUGCUUAGUGUUACCAGCAUUGGGGCUAUUUUUACUGGAGCUCUACCACAGUUAGGACCUCAGGCAGUUAUCAGCCGCUUCCAAAUUGUGAAGCCAAAAUUGCUUUUCUCAGUGGACAGAUAUCGAAACAAUAAUGAAGAAAUCGAAAUGUUAAUGAAGCUUGAAGAAAUCGCUGAAGCAUUACCCUCUUUGAGAAAGAUCGUUAUUGUACCAUCAAAAGAAGAAUCAAAGUUUAAAGAUAUCAGCAAAAUUAAGAACAGCUGCUUCCUGCAUGAUUUCCUGUCAACAGGUAGAGAAGCUGAUGGAUCGGUUGCACCCACGAUGUUUGAGCAAGUAUCUUUUUCACAUCCCGUAUUCAUCAACUACACGUCAGGAACUACUGGUCUGCCGAAGGCUCUUUUUGUAGGAGCAGCGAGCCUCUUGAGUGUUACUAGGGAUUUUGGUUCGUAUGGAAAUGAAGUUAGAGAACGGGUAUGGUUUUCCGUUUCACCGGUUGGCUGGGUGACUUGGAAUAUAUUUUCAAGCAUGCAUUUCUUAGGUUGUACUGUCGUGUUAUUUGAAGGUGUACCUUACUUUUUGAGCAAGACUUCUUUAUGGGAUCUGAUUGACGAAUUUAAAGUCACUCACAUUGUUCUCCCUCCUAGCAUCCUGGAUGACAUGGAGAAAAAAGGAUAUCUGCCUACGGAACGAAAUAGUUUGAGUUCACUGGAAACUAUCAUCAGUGCUGGAAGCGUUGUCAAGCCACAAAAUUAUGAUUUUGUCUGCAACAAAAUAAAAAAAGGAAUCCUGUUCUUUAGUGGUUUUGGAUGCACCGAACUAAUGGGAUUCAGCGCAGGACAUGAUCCUUCCUUGCCUGUUUACAGAGGAGAGCUUACUGCUCCUAGUUUGGGCACUGAUUUGCAGUGCUUAGAUGAGGAAGGCAAACCUGUUAUAGGUGAAGCUGGCGAAAUGGUGAUAGCAAAACCAUUCCCAUCCUUAGUUCUUGGCAUAUGGGGCGAUAGUGAUGGAUCAGUGUUCAAGGAAAAGUAUUUCUCCAAAUUUCCAGGAAAAUUUUCAAUUGGUGACUUAGUUGUUAUAAAUCCUGUCACGAGGGGAUUCAUUGUUUGCGGAAGAAGUGAUGCCACUUUGAAACCUGGAGGCUGUCGAUUCGGAAGUUCGGAAAUUUAUAAUAUUGUGGAAUCUUUUCCUGAAAUUCUGGACAGCAUUUGUGUCUCUCAGUACAGUAAGGACUUAGUGGAAAGGGCAGUGCUCUUUCUGAAGAUGAAGGAUGGUUAUUAUUUCAGUGAGGAGUUAGUCAAUAGAAUUCGUGAGAAGAUUGGAGAGGAACUAACUGUUCAUCAUAUUCCAGAAGUUAUCCUGGAAAUUCAAGAUAUACCGGUAAACGCGAAUGGCAAGAAAAUGGAGCUGACUGUGAAACAAAUUAUCAAUAACUUGCCUUAUAACUCUGAAAGUGUCAUGAACCCCGAGUGUUUGCAAUGUUUUCACAACGUGCCUGAAUUACAAGGCUUUGAAUGUUAAUGCUUGUAUAUCAUUUAAAAAAUAAACAAAACAUUUACUGACACAUUUAAAAUUAGCUUAGCUUGUAUUAUAGUGUUUUAACUUUAAUUUAAGUAAUUUCCUUGCUCAGUUGCUCUCUUCAAUACCUUUCACGUAUAAUUCAGUUUAAAAUUUUCAAGUGAAUUUUAUUUUGAAAAGACGUAAUAAAAAUUCUUAAUUCUAAGCAUUUUAUUCAAAGUUGUGGAGUCAUUGAGUUUUUGAUGCUGGAGACAUAUAAAAUGUGCAUUCCUUUCCCAAGGAUUCGAACUCCGGACUUCUCGAAUACCCGUCGUGUGUGCUUCCACUUACAUCACGAAGGCAUGUAAAAAGGAGGGAGAAAAUACCUUUUAUUCUCCCCAUUUUUAAAGGGCAAAUGGGGAUGAGAGGACCCGAUCGCCAAAUCCUGGUGGUGACAAAUUGCAGUUCCUCGCCUUUUUCGGUUCGGGCGCCACUGUAACGUUUCAUAGUUUUUGCAAGCAUAAAAUAUACGAAGCAUCUUAACCUUUAACUGGUGUGAGAAUGCAUGGACAGAAGGAAAUUAAGAGAAUGGAUUUAUCAACUAAAGAAGAAUAAUUAAAAGAAAGAAAAACAUGUAGUCUGUGCCUACCUUGUAAGGAGAGAAAAACAGCA